AUGUCAUAUGGCAAGCGGAAACAGCCCGGUCAAUGGACUGGCGACAGUGCCGUCGAAAUCGACUGCAGCCGCAGGACAUAUCGGCAAAGAAAAUGGGUGAGAAGUUUUACUGACGACAGCCUAACAGACUGCGAUUUGACUCUUACUAUCGCACUGGCAAAGAAGGAUGGAGAUACACCGACUCCUUUAGCUGAGAAGUUAAGCUCUGGUCAUAGGCUGGAAAUAGAUAGCGACGACAGCUUCGAGACUGCGCAGCUGUAUGCUGUCGACUGGGAUUCGGUCGAGGUGUGUGUGGUGCCUGAAACUGACGACGGUGGUCAUCUUCCCAGUCGAGACGUAUUUACGGUGUCAGGAACAGGAAUUCAAGCCACAUGCUUAUACGAAUCGGCAGAGGAAGAUCAGUUUGUGGGGGGUGAAGGCAUGAGCGAUGUGUCCCACGAUUCGUGUGAUGAGUCAGAGGUAAGGGAUUAUAGGCGCUUGUCGGGCCGGAAAGGUGCUGUUGCACUCAAGUCAAACUUGACUGCCACACACUCUGACACACAAAGAUCAGCAGCAGCGACUGUGGAUGUGAUAUCAACAUUAGAAUCAGGCACAAGUGAGUCCGAGAAGUGGAGUGAUGUUGAGCUCGAAGUGAACACAAUGGUGGGUGGCGAGCUAGUGCGUGAAAGUUUUGACAUGUGCGAUCCCGUAUACAAACCUGCAAUGGCCGAUGCGGGUGGCGAAGUUGAUAUAUCUCAAGAUACUCAUAUCGCUGUCAAAGCAAGUGGUGUCGGUCCCGAAGUUCAUGUGUCGGCAUCGGCAGGUCUGGAGCGCUCGGCUACUAACGACUGCGGCACCUCAAGGGUAGUUACUGUUGAGAGUACCCUGGAAGGUGGCUAUCCGAACAAUACAUUUCAGCGGAAUAGCAGUUAUUCUCUGCCUGCAGCUUCAUCGAUUGGUAACGUUUUGAUGGAGACUGGAUCAGAUGAUAAGCAGAUUGGUUUGGGGGCACACUCAUGCUCAGGCCUUGACCGAAGUGUUGAAGCACCGAGUCAGGGUGAAGACUGGGCGUGUGUGACGUAUUUGGGAGUACCAGACGCCGCAAGUAACGGGCCAAGCACAGAUACACGGGGCGGAGAAAAUAACGAGGCACACUUUGCAAUCCCUGCACCUAUUCGAUCAGUAAACACUGCGUAUCACAGCGUUAGGAAGUUGUCCGACUCAUGGGCUAGUCCAUCUUUUGUAGAUGAAUGGGAAAAUCCACAGCAAGUGCCUACUCAGGGUGUACAGGAAGCGCAGCUCAACUUGAAAUUGGACGAAGAAGUGUCUGAAAAGUACGGCGAUGUGGGUCUGCUUGAUGGCGAGUGUUUGAGUGGGGACUGGAGCGAGGAGGCAUGCGUCGCACCAGAUGAUAUCUGGAACAUGCACCCGGGUUUGCCAUCAACUGUUGCCACGAUUGCUAGUCCGGAUUGGUUAUUACCGACUCACGAGGGCGUUUUGACGAGUCAGGAAUGUGUUACUGCCACAUUUACACAUUGUUUGACUGGUGUAUGGAGUGACGAAGAGGAUGGCGAUCAGAGUACGAAGCUUAGACAUAUACAGAGCCCUUGCCAGUCUAUACACAACGCCUCUAUUACAAAUGUGGUGGUUAAUCUCACGUUCGAUGAGGAGAUUGAUAUCAUGGGGUGUGUGAGUGGGGUGUGGAGUGAUGAAGAGGCUGAUCACUCUGAGGACAUACAGCUACGAGAAGUCUCAGACGUGCUCGCUACAAGUGCACAACAACAACUCUCUACAAUACAGCCACCACCUGCCAUACAAGCUUCUGCAUCUCAGCCACGGCUUACAGCAGCAGUGCAGUAUGAUGAUAAGGCGAUACAUUCAAAGCUUGCCGCGGUGGUACAGAAUCAGACUACAUUAUCACAGCCACCACCUGGAACAUUGCAGACUCGGAUCGCCUCAGAACAAUCGAAAACUGCGGAAGUUAAACCAAAUACUUCAGCACAGGCUGCUGUAGCUCAGCCGAAGCCUGCCAUGACAAGCCAACCACAUACAACGUUGGUACAGCCACAGUCUAGAUCAUUACCACAUCACUCUACAGUGGUACACAACCAACGAUCCAAUAUAAAGGCACGGUCAGCAGUAGUACAAGUAGAACAGCCAGAGUCUGCGAUAGUAAAGUCGCAAAUUGCAUCACAGUCUGCACUAAUUCAGUCACCGCAGACAGUUCGACAGCCAAAUCUUGCAGUAGUACAGUUGCAACAAGCAUCAGAACCUAUGCUUAUUCAGCCUCAGCAGACAGUUUUUCAGCCAAACCUUACCGAGACACAGGCACAACGUGUACAACGGUGUACAGUUAAAAUUAAUGUUGUGCCAAAGCUUGUCGCGGGAGGUGAUAGUGCCACAACGGGCCAUGAUACCCCUCAUCCGCUGUCAAACUACGUUAAGCUGGAGACAAGUGCCUGUGCAAAAUCAGAGUAUAAAGGGUCGGUGUAUGCUGCAGGUACAGAGGAUCUACAGAGUGGAGUGUAUACAGAUGAUGCUUUGAGUGUGAAGAUGCGAGCAUUUUAUAUGAUACAACGAUAUCAACGUGCUCGGGCCGCUCGGAGACGUCGGUUGGCUGUCACGAAUGGAACUGUGAACAAGCACAUAGUCGCUACUGUAGGGACGAAGCAGAGAGGGUCGUAUACAUCGGCUGAGAAUGGUUUAGUUAGAGCUCACUGCGACAUUGGUGUGCCGUCUGAAGCACAGACCACUUCUUUACGACCAACUGUCACACAAACAACUACAAUGGAGGGUCUGGAACAGAAGCCAACGGAUAUAUCAGACUCGACUACUGAUCGGAUUAUGAGUUGUCAGGCAGUGACAGCUUCACAGCGCUUUACCCCCCAAAAGCUGAGCCAGGUACGUUCAGCAUCAGAAGUGUGCACAGCAUCGCAGACGUGUGUACCAUCCAAAGAAGUGGAGCGUAUGGCAAUGGGAGGAGGACUGAUAACAGAGAAUGACCUGGACAGAGAAGUGGACCAAACGGCGGAUUCCAAAACGAUUACCCUGACCGGUAGUGGUAUAGAAGACCAUUGCAAUUCGAUGGGAGAAGAUAUUGGGCAUGUAGCAACGAAUUGGCACAGUAUAGUGGGCGAGGAUGUGACUGUGGGUAGAGACACAACCACAAGUAGCUUGUUGGCAAUUAGGGACAACACUUUGGACGAGGGACGGGCGCGGAAGACUGGAGUGCUAACAGAGAGCGAUGUACACAGACACUGCAUAGCUUUACGGGAGGGGACGGGUGGCCAGGUAGUGAGCAGAGAUCCAGGGAUUAUACCGGUACAUACAGAGUACCCUUUGCCACCAGCGACAGCAAGACCAAUACAAAGGACCGGGGCAAAUAGCAGCAAAUCAGGAGGAUAUGAGAACCGCAAUUCUAUCCACCAACAUGAUGUAAUGAAUCCAUCGUCACUUUUUAGACCAGCUAAGCUUGCGAACGUGAUGGUUGCCAGUGGCGGUAGUUGUCGUGGGAUGCCACAGAACGCAGAGGAGGAUGAAGACACCAUGUCAGUCGAGUCUUUGAGCGACAACCAGGCGAUUGAAGCCGGCAUUCCAGUACUUGCUAUUGGAUGUGCAGAAGCUACUACUGCUCACAAUUCAGUACAAUUGCAUGAGAAUAUACAGUACCCGCUUGCGGAUCUACAAUCCAGAUUAAGGGCGACUGGUAUGGAUUGGAGUUUGUUCGGGACUUAUAGAGACUCAAACGAGCACUAUAUUGGGUCCGUACCUGCGGAUGACGUGUGCGAGGACAGGCCCGUGCUGGCAGAUAUGGGGCUGAGGGUGUGUGACGUGGAGUGUCUAGGCGAGGUGUUCAGUGGUAUGACAUUGGCUGAUGACUCAGCUCUAAAGGGCGUUAGCGGGUUAGGAUAUGAUUCAACUCUGUAUAUAGGUGGGGAUUUAGUGAAGCAUCGGGUCAGCGGGGCGGGUGAUUGUUCCGCGCGAGCCGAGUUUGAACAGAGCAGUAUAGCGCAGUUCGGUGCAAAUGCACCCAUGCUAAAGUCUGGUGUGGGUCGGGGGAACGUUCUGCAGAGAGACCCACUGUCACGUCAUGGUACGCUCAGAGAGCAAAACACAGUAGGGCAGCAGAAAGGUGGUAUAUGGCGAGAACCCAUGGGCACGAGUACAACUCCACGGGGCAGCGAAAGCAGAGUCAGAGGUGUGGGUGUCGACGAUCAAGGUGGAGACGAGUGUGUGGAUGGUGGUAUAUUUAUUAGCCGCCCGCCGAGUGAAGUACAGCGCACUCUCCAAACACAGCAGUAUAUGCGAGCAGCUUAUCGUGACACCAAACCCGAUUCAGAUGCCACGACAGCGGAUUCAAUGCGCAACGAUCGCUCCAUCCCACAUCAACGCAACAUUCAUAGGUGCGCAGGAACGAGUACAAGCACCAUCACAACGUCGCGUGCGGAUAUCUCACAGCUCUAUGAUGCGCGAUGGCCUCUACGCGAUCGUGGGUAUACCAAACAGGAGGGGACAGGGGCACAUAUCGGAGAUUCUAACGCUCCUGAAGUAGAUCAAUUGUGUCGCAAUACCCCGCAGAAAGCAUUGACAACCUGCGAGAGACGUGAUGCGGGGUCUACAAUGCUCGAAGCAGGCGGUGCUAGAGAGAACCCUCAAAGCCCAGGCUAUGCGAACACGACCGUCCUCUCCACUAUAAACACACAUAGGACGAGAGAGGUGGACGAGAGUGUGGCGGGGUCACCAUCGUUACUCAGAGACUACACAGUUGCUUUUAGUAACGCACAGUUAUCUCCAGAGGUACCUGGAGUGCCGAGACAAUCACCGAGCGCUUCAAUUAUGUGUACAUCGUCCAUCGCAGCAUCUCGGAAUAGGUCUAAGCUACAGUAUCCAUGCGGUGUAGAGGCCACGCACCGACUAGAAGUAACUACAUGCAGCGGGCGCACACCAACACGAGACGAACAGCCGCAUGACGACUGUGCUGGCGCACAAGCGAAGUAUGCUACAGAAUUGCCAGUGAGAACUGACACAGAUAUACAAGCACAUCCACAGGCAAAGUACACUGAAGAAUCACUUGCGAGGGAUACUACAGAUUCACAGGCUAAUAGACAGGCGAAGUAUAGCGCAGAAUCACCACAGAUGUUUGAUUCAUGUGCACAAGCAGAUAGACAAGCGGGGCAUUCUUCGGAAAGUGAAUGGGCUUCCUUCGGCGAUGAAAACACACAGCACGAGAUCUUUUCACAGCUGAUUCCGUGCACCUACGAUACGCCACCCACCCCAGUCGUAGUCGAAAAGUCACCGCCAGCAAUGAAUACAGUUGCCGUAACCGAAAGCCCAUAUGCAAGAUAUGAAUAUGAUGCGUCAGUGAAGUGCGGUAGCAUAGGGAUGAGGUCACUCUUCCCCGUGUCAGAAGUAAACUCUCUGGCAGACUGCGAAAAUCCAGCUGUAGCUAUAUUGGCAAAUGAUAUAACUAGCAGCAUAGAUCGCGCGCGAAGGUUCUUGGAUCUUCCCAUAGAAUACAGCGGAGCUAAACCGAGACAUGAGCGUCUACAUGAAGUUAGCCAUCCACAAGAUGCUCCAGCACCCAACAUCAUCGUUCCAAACACGGGGACGGAGUACGAGCCGAAAUUCGCCGAAUUUACAGAAACCCUAUUGACUGAUGAGGACCUGGCAUGCCUCCUCCGGGAGCGCGACAUGCAAAACUGCGAGUUUCAGAGGUCAAUACGCGUGCGCUGUGAAGAGGUGACUGAGUAUACGACUGACAGCGACAGCGGCUAUUCGGUCAAAGUGGCGUGCGCAUCAGAAGAUGACUCUAACAAAGGGGAAUGGACGUCAAUGGAUGUGGUCGAGGUACUGUUUAUCUGCCCAGACAGUGAGCUACACACCAGUGGCACGGGCAUGCACCGAGUGGCUACUAUGUGCCUCAACGGCAGACAAAUCCGGUGGGAUAGGUUUGGAUUGAAGGCACCAGAUGUAUUGUUGACUACACCCUCGCAUCAAAAUAGAGACAAGAAGGGUAGGUAA
Sphaeroforma arctica JP610 is the source of this 6000-nucleotide messenger RNA. RefSeq lists its product as hypothetical. NCBI's taxonomy places the organism in Eukaryota, Ichthyosporea, Ichthyophonida. The record is from RefSeq and is a predicted model, not a curated record. Bases 1 to 6000 code for a protein of 1999 amino acids. The transcript is spliced from 4 exons.